Molecule: messenger RNA, 1116 nt
Organism: Fonsecaea nubica
Lineage: Eukaryota; Fungi; Ascomycota; Eurotiomycetes; Chaetothyriales; Herpotrichiellaceae
Exons: 4
Coding region: 1-1116 (371 amino acids)
Biological process (GO): regulation of transcription by RNA polymerase II
Cellular component (GO): nucleus
Molecular function (GO): DNA-binding transcription factor activity, RNA polymerase II-specific; RNA polymerase II transcription regulatory region sequence-specific DNA binding
Source: RefSeq, a predicted model, not a curated record
AUGGAUAUGCUCGACGCAGCUUUUGUCAAUCACGACUAUUCUUCAUUUCAUCCAGCUCUCGUGCCAUCUGAGGUGCCGGGCGACAUUCCCUCAUACCUCGAUUCGUCCUGCGCAGGUGUCCACAGUGACAACCCAGAACCUUCGCUUGCUCGUUCUCAUUUCUGCAUUCCAGGUCAAGAACAUUACGUCGAAGACUCCUUCGGCACAGACAGCGAUGGGCUUGGGGACUUCUGCUCCCCCAACUGCGAGUUUUGCUGCUCUUUUCCCACGCCGUGGCAAGUGUGCUAUCAAUCUGUCGAAGAUACCUUAUUGCAGGAUGCAACGAGGCUUGAAAUCUCUCACACCCCUUCGACCUUAGAACCUUGGUCUCCAGUGUGCACGUCGACCAGCCACUCUUCGCAGGCGAGCCCUCCAGCAUUAUGGGAGGAGAUAGGGGGACACAAUUACUCCGCGGGUGUUUCAGUUCAUGGAGGACAACAUCCUAACUCAAUGCAACAACCAGGAUUUCCUGUACAAUUAGACUGUCAGCUUGACCGGAAGAUUGACCCGACAUCGCCGGAUCCGCAGAAGAUCAAGAGCAAAAGUCUCCACCGGGAGCACAAGCGCGAGCACGAUGGUCAAUAUAGUUGUGCGACGUGUCAAAAGACCUUUACAGGAGCGGGAAAUCUCGCAAUACACAUGAAAAUGCACGGGGCUGGACCAUACGUGUGCCAAAUCUGCACCAAAGAGUUCCCCAGGGCCUCGAACUACCGCCGACACCUCAAUGUUCACAACGAGAAUCGCCAGAAGAGAAAGUGUCCCAAGGAUGGCUGUGGCAAGACAUAUGCUUUUGCGGGUUGCUUGUCCCGGCACAUCAGGUCGCACUAUACGGACUACAAGUGUGGCGAUUGUCACAAGGUGUUCAAUCGGUCGGAUCUCAGAAACAGUCCUCCGAUCUGGACGGCGCCCGUGGUCGUGGCUGUGGAGCAUAUGCUAAUCUCUCCCAAGACACCAGACCAAGCACUGCCGCAAAGCCCGAGAGCGACGAGCAGCCGGGGAUCUCUUGCUACUGCAACCUCAAUAUUGACAGUCACAGCCGUUGCAGGAGUAUCACCAGGUCAACGAGCCGGUCCAUAG